AUGACUCAAAAUUGUAUCACAAUCAGAAAAGUGAACUCCGACAUUGUAGAAAUGCCAAAAAGUUAUUCAUAUCAUGUUGCGAGUGGUACUGCAGAAUGGAUUACAGCUUUAUCAUUUCUGAGCUUUCUCUUAUCAAUGGCAUGGGAAUUAAAAGAUCAUCGAGUACAUAGUGUAAAGUUAGUUGAUGAACAUACUCAAGUAGAAUUUAAACAACGUAAUGAGAACACGAAGAUUGUCUUCACCUGACAUCAGUGUUUAAAAUCCGGAUCUUGUUCUUUAUGCUGAGUGCAGAAGAUCUCCACACUGGUUUCAGGUUACUGAACGCCGGUUCUGGCUUUGACGUCCUCGUCUAUACCGCCUGUAGUUAAAACGAAGCUGCCUAGAUAGGUGACAGAGGCUACUUCCUUUAAGUUUCGCCCGUUGAUGGUGAUUGGUGCUUGUUGUGGUCAUUGUUGUUGUUG
Heterobilharzia americana is the source of this 461-nucleotide messenger RNA. Lineage: Eukaryota; Metazoa; Platyhelminthes; Trematoda; Strigeidida; Schistosomatidae. The record is from the annotation of a GenBank genome assembly.